AUGCAAUCGUCCGAGGAUGAAGACGAGCGAAGUCACGACACGGCGGCACGCGUAGAGAGCGGUUCGAGACGCCGUCGUUCGCUCACGGGCCGCUUCACCGAGAGCGGCUGUAUCGUUCCGAACAAACCUCCACGCCAAAACGACGAUGGCCACUAUAUUCGUCCCCAGGGUCGCACCCCCUUUAAUAUGGAUUGGGACCAUGUAAAAGGACUUUGGACUCCCACGGAGGAUGCGAACUCGUUUUCCUCCGAGGACGAAGACGAAUACGGUGACGAAGAUAGUAGUCACGAUCACGACUCUGUUGCGACGACGGAAUUGGAAGGAGGAUCUUUCUUCAAGAAGCAAAACCCCGGGUCGAAGCAUACGGCAUCCUCCGACUCGAGUGACGAUGAGGAAGGAUACUUUCAUCCAAACUCUGAUUAUCAGGAGCCGGAUCGCUUGGAUGAACUCACACUGUUUGAGCUGCAUCGAAGGCCUCGUCCUCUGUUGACUGGCCGAAUUCAGCGGUCUUUGAAGGCUCUAAAUGCUGAGUUCCGAUGUGCAAUCUGUUUGGACUAUAUUCGAAGUACUAGGACAGUGGUAGAAUGCUUGCAUCGGUUUUGUGAAGGUUGGUAUCUGCCCGACACUGUAUUGAAAGAUCAUUGCGUAUGGGCCGGAAUGAGUGCCCCAUAUGCUGUUCCAUCCAAACGUAGUCUAGCGGCCGACCCAGAUUUUGACCGCAUAGUAAAUUCAAUAUUGGGGGACCACGUCUUUGCGGAGGACCAAGAUGGUGAAGAAGAAGAGGAUUCAAAACCAGCAGCGGUCGAAAAGUCUACCCUUCAGCAGGCAAUUCAUCGCAAACGAAGCGAGCGAGCGCUACAAACGGAUGACAGUCGAGAGGAACAAAAGGACGAAGCGCCGCGACAAAUAACGAAAUCCUGUUCGCAUUCAAUCGUGGGCUUGGAAUUAAUUCGCGCUAGAGGGGAAACGCGGGUAGAUUCUCUGGAACUACCCUUCCUACGGCUGAGCGGCGAAGCUACGAUUGCUCUUCUUCAUGAAUUUCUGAAGCAGAAGCUGGAAAAAGUUGACGAGAUUUUUGAGAUAGUUUCUACUCGUGGACAGGUAAUUCUCCAGGAAGAAUGGAGUUUGGAGACCGUCUCCAAGACGCGAUCCCUUCACAAACGACCGGAUCGUGACUAUUUGAAGCUCUAUUUUAGACUAAAGGCGAAACGGAUAAGACGUUCAGAGGAGGACUAG
Molecule: messenger RNA, 1236 nt
Organism: Phaeodactylum tricornutum CCAP 1055/1
Lineage: Eukaryota; Bacillariophyta; Bacillariophyceae; Surirellales; Neidiaceae
Product: sex comb extra
Exons: 3
Coding region: 1-1236 (411 amino acids)
Biological process (GO): regulation of transcription by RNA polymerase II
Cellular component (GO): PRC1 complex
Molecular function (GO): metal ion binding
Source: RefSeq, a predicted model, not a curated record